Molecule: messenger RNA, 2009 nt
Organism: Magallana angulata
Lineage: Eukaryota; Metazoa; Mollusca; Bivalvia; Ostreida; Ostreidae
Product: pancreatic lipase-related protein 2-like
Exons: 6
Coding region: 236-1435 (399 amino acids)
Biological process (GO): lipid metabolic process
Molecular function (GO): lipase activity
Source: RefSeq, a predicted model, not a curated record
CGUAAGAGAUAACGAUGAUAGUAUCUCAUAUACACAUUUCUUGUUAGAGGGGGAAAUCGGUUUGAGUUCGGCGUGAUUUGGAGAUGAAAAAAGGAAGAAAACCUAGAGGCUAGAGCAUGUUGUGUCAAACAGGUAUAAUAUUUUUCGAUGCAACAAGCCAUACACCGUGAAUAUCGUUAACCCUUUCAUACAGCGUAUUCACUCUUGACUUGACCGUCGUCUAAGGCUCUUGAAAAUGUGGUAUGGGAAAUUUUGGUGGGCUUACAGUGCUUUGCGUCUCGUGUUCCCAGAUGUAUGCUACGAAAACGACCAAAUAGGAUGCUACGACAAAGAGGAACCGUUCGAUCAUUUUGAUAUUCUUCCCAAUUCGCCGGGUCCUUUCGGAAUGGAUGUUAAGUUUAAACUGUACACCAGACAGAACAAAAACAAGGCAGAAUUGUUGAAUAACGUUCUGCUAAAGGUGGACUGGGUUCCUUCGCACUUCGAUAAGGCUGUCAAAACAACCCUUUUGAUCCAUGGUUUUAAUGAUAAUGGAGAAAUGCAAUGGAUACUGAAAAUAAAAGAUAGCAUAUUGGAAAAGGAAAAUGCCAAUGUAGUAAUUGUCGAUUGGGGUGUCGGAGCCAAACACAUGAACUAUGUGAUUGCCGCCUCCAACACACGAACAGUGGGGGCCUACACGGGUCGCCUUAUUACAGCAAUGGUACCUGACCUCCCAUCGGUUCACGUCAUAGGACACAGCUUAGGCGCUCAAAUAGCCGGCUUUGUUGGGGCGUGGACUGAAGGAAAAAUAGGUCGGAUAACAGGUUUAGACCCCGCGGGGCCACUGUUUGAUAAGUACCACCCUCGGGCACGACUUGACCCUAGUGACGCAGUGUUCGUUGAUGUCAUACACACAGACACGGACGGUGAUUUUAAUUUAGGUCUUGGGAUGAGUAAUCUGUGCGGAGAUGUUGAUUUCUUUCCUAAUGGCGGAGAAGUACAGCCGGGGUGUAACCAGUCCGCCCUGACAAUUGCUGACAACAUUGUCAAACUGAAAGUAGAAGAACUACACAGGCUUUUUCCAUGCAGCCAUGAACGUUCCAUCCGAUUAUAUACAGAAUCCAUUUUAUCCGACUGCAAGUUUCUGUUUUGUCCUUGUACAAAAGAAGACUUCCUCAAGAACGUUUGCCCCGAUUACAACUGCACUCAAAUGGGUUAUGACGUCGAUGUGAAUAUCCGGGGGACUUACUUCGGAUACACGCGCGCGCAAUCUCCAUAUUGUAUUAAAGACACAUCAACCACAUUGUCUUCAACAGAACCGGAUGUCUUCAAUGCGACAAAUCCGAUGUCUGGAGAAGGGGGAUAUCAGGGAGCACAAUUUAAUAUAACUGUAGAUGUUUCUAUUGAACAUAACAGCACAGCGGUGCCCCUUAAUACGUCUCUUGGAAGUAACUAGAUGGUUAACCUUGAAAGGGGAAAACCAGUCUGGUGAAAUUGGGGUUUCUGGUAUAGUAAACAUGCAGGUUAAUGUAACGAAACUUUUCCAGUAUUCAAUCAAAAAAUUAUUCAGUUUUCUUCAUUUCAGUUUUGCGAUGUGCAUUCAUGAAUUAAUAUGUUAUUACAUUUGUCAUUUUUUGUCUUUUGAAAGUUCAAAAUUAGAUAAAAGAUAAAAUGGAUGCAAAAUGAUCUUAGUUAGAAUUUUCAAAAUGUAUAAGCCAUGUAUUAAUAUUAUUUGGUUCCACAUUAUGAUAUCAAACUUUUGACUAAAGAUUUACUGACUUAUUAUAUCAAAGUAUGGUAUGUGAUUGAUAAUAAAUCAUUAAUGAAAAAUUGGAUAUUGCAUAUUGUUUUCAUUAUUGAAUGAAAUAUUUUUAUUUUAUAAUACUCAAUCCAUGUUAUUUUAAUACCAAAAGUGAUGUAUUAUUUACAGGUUCUAUCGAAAUUCCUAGUAUAUUGUAUAUUUGGAUUACUGCUUUAAGACUAUCGGUUCCUUUUAGCAGGGUGUGGUAUGUUUUGCAAUAUCCAAACCC